This is a messenger RNA of Cryptosporidium ubiquitum, 1560 nucleotides long. Its product is annotated as DEAD DEAH box ATP-dependent RNA helicase. Gene Ontology annotation, cellular component: nucleolus. The record is from RefSeq and is a predicted model, not a curated record. The coding region runs from base 1 to 1560 and encodes 519 amino acids. Gene Ontology annotation, biological process: maturation of LSU-rRNA from tricistronic rRNA transcript (SSU-rRNA, 5.8S rRNA, LSU-rRNA). The transcript has a single exon. Lineage: Eukaryota; Apicomplexa; Conoidasida; Eucoccidiorida; Cryptosporidiidae. Gene Ontology annotation, molecular function: nucleic acid binding; RNA helicase activity; ATP binding.
AUGUCUGAGGAGGAACAGAAGAAAAGUGCAGUUAAUACAAGUGAAAAUGAGAAAUCGUCAGGUUAUUUUAGUGAUGUGAAGUUUGAUUCCUCAAAUAUUUGCGAUAAUCUUAAGAAAGCUCUUAAGGAAAUGGGAAUGGAAACAAUGACAGAGAUUCAGGCAAAAGCAAUUCCUAGAAUCUUGAGUGGAAAGGACGUACUGGGAGCAGCAAAAACAGGUUCAGGUAAAACUUUAGCAUUUCUAAUUCCCGCAGCAAAUCUGCUAUAUAAUGUAGAGUUCUUGCCUAGAAAUGGAACAGGGGUUAUUGUAAUUUCUCCAACUAGAGAAUUAAGUCUUCAAAUUUAUGAAGUAUGUAGAGAACUUUGCAAAUAUUUGCCACAAACUCAUGGUUUAGUUAUGGGAGGAGCAAAUAGAAGAACAGAAGCAGAAAAACUUUCCAAAGGUAUCAACAUAUUAGUGGCAACCCCAGGAAGACUUUUGGAUCAUUUACAAAAUACAAAACAAUUUUUAUAUAAAAACUUAUUGAAUUUAGUAAUUGACGAAGCUGAUCGAAUUUUGGAGAUUGGUUUUGAAGAAGAAAUGAAUCAAAUUAUUAAGUUACUUCCAAAGGAAAGGCAAACUUCUCUGUUUUCUGCUACUCAAACAACUAAAGUUGCCGAUCUUGUUCGACUUUCACUUAAGAAUCCAGUUUUAGUUGAGUCUAAGAAUACUUCUGCUUCAGCAACGGUUUCAGGACUUGAGCAAGGAUAUGUUAUAGCUCAAGCUAAUCAGAGAUUCUUAUUACUAUACACCUUUCUUAAGAAGAAUAGGGACAAAAAAGUAAUGGUCUUUUUUAGUAGUUGUAUGUCAACCAAAUUUCAUGAAGAAUUAUUUAAUUAUGUUGAUUUAACUUGCUCAUCUAUUCACGGAAAGAAGAAACAAUCAUCCAGAAUGCAAACAUAUUAUGAUUUUUGUUCAGCUGAGAAAGGUCUACUAUUGUGUACUGAUGUUGCUGCUAGAGGUUUAGACAUUCCAAAUGUAGAUUGGAUUGUCCAGUACGACCCACCUGAUGAUCCUAGAGAAUACAUUCAUAGAGUUGGAAGAACUGCAAGAGGAGCAGGUGGUACUGGUAAGGCUUUAUUAUUUCUGCUCCCAGAAGAAAUUGCUUUCCUUCAAUAUCUUAAAAAAAUGAACAUUCCACUAAAUGAAUACAUUUUUGGAAAGAACAAAAUUGCAAAUGUACAGAAUCAGCUUGAAAGACUCAUAGAGAAAAAUUACCAUCUCCACUGCUCAGCUAGAGAUGCUUAUAGAGCAUAUUUGCAUUCAUAUGCCUCGCAUGCACUUAAAGAUGCAUUUAAUGUAUAUUCCCUUGAUUUACAGCAAAUUGCAUUCAGUUUUGGGUUUAGUACACCCCCCAAAGUGGAUCUGAAUCUGAAAUCUGGUGGAAAAGCUUCCAGAAAUGCAGGCAGUAAAUCUAAGAAUAAAAGUAGCAAUCCAUACUUUAAAUCUGGCCACAAAUUUUCUGCUGCUAAUCCAUAUGGUGUUAGGGAUAAAAAUGACAACAGACAGUUUGUUAGAUAG